This is a messenger RNA of Adelges cooleyi (spruce gall adelgid), 1197 nucleotides long. RefSeq lists its product as uncharacterized. Bases 316 to 1086 code for a protein of 256 amino acids. The record is from RefSeq and is a predicted model, not a curated record. The transcript has 11 exons. Lineage: Eukaryota; Metazoa; Arthropoda; Insecta; Hemiptera; Adelgidae.
AAACAUCAAAAGAAAAUAAUCACAACUCAACGUCAGUGUAACGCGAAUAUGUAAUGUUAAUAUGAAAAAAAAUAAAACAGCUGUGUAAAUAAAUUAACACAUACAUUUUUGGUGUUACGGUUUCGGUCGAAACCUAAGCCCAUAGACAAGACAUAGGCAAGAAAGUCACUUGAAAACAACAGAUUAUUUUCUUUAAAGUUUUAACGGUUCAAAAAUACAAGUAAGUAAUACUAUCGGACUUAAGUAUAUUUUAAGUACACUUUCAAUCAAAUAACACCACAGAGUGAUCCAUCUGAUUAUUACUUACAGAUAAAAAUGCAAAUUUUCUGUUUAUUACUGUCAUUUCUUUUUGUAAACGUUUCCACCGAUAAACUAACGGAAUAUAUCAACGAGGUUUCCAUUACAAAUGCACACAUCAAUUUCGCACAUAAUAUGAAUAAUUUUAUUUUAGAAAACACACGCAUACCGAAUGGAUUAGAGUAUGUAAUUGAAAGAAUUGUUCAAGGAAAUAGAUACAACAUAGAAAUUAUGAACAAUAUGAUCACCGUACCGGAUUAUGCAUUCCUCAGGGACAUACAGAAGUCCAUACACCGACAGAGAGACAUGCGAAUAGAAAUAGGCUAUGAACUAAAAAUUAACAUUCCCAGCGUUGACCAAAAUUCUGGAGACUUGAAUUUGAGACAACUCGGAGAAGCGAGAAGACUUGUCGCUGAAAUUGCUUUGAAAAAUAUCAUAAACCGAGCACACGACUUUAAACACAAUAUCGCCAAUCUCGUCGAACAGAGAAGACUUUGGGGUACCCCGAGGACAUUUCAAAAGACAAUCGCCACAGCAAUAGAUGAAAAACAAAAAGACUCCAGUCUGGGCAGGAUGUGUAACUAUAUUGGGUUGUGGACGAGCACAAGAACGCCAUCGCCUUACAUAAUAGACAUCCGCAUAAGGCUAAGUCCCGAUUGUGUUUGUACCUUGUGGGAUCAAAGUUAUGAAGCCAAAGUAUACAGACCCUUCGGUGGAGUAUAUUGGCAAGUAGACGCCGAUGUAACUGACCGGCAAAUAAUGAAACUUCAGGCACAGCUGUUACUGUGAUACCCAAUUUGGAUAAACAAUCAAAAUUAUAACGCUUACAGUGUAGUAUACAAAUUCGUCAGCUUAACGUGUCGUCAACGUAUUUCAUAUAAUAAACUAUUAUGCUUACUA